This is a messenger RNA of Hemicordylus capensis (graceful crag lizard), 4122 nucleotides long. RefSeq names its product zinc finger protein 883-like. NCBI's taxonomy places the organism in Eukaryota, Metazoa, Chordata, Lepidosauria, Squamata, Cordylidae. The coding region runs from base 1484 to 3643 and encodes 719 amino acids. Gene Ontology annotation, biological process: regulation of transcription by RNA polymerase II. The transcript has 7 exons. The record is from RefSeq and is a predicted model, not a curated record. Gene Ontology annotation, molecular function: RNA polymerase II cis-regulatory region sequence-specific DNA binding; DNA-binding transcription factor activity, RNA polymerase II-specific.
AGAUAGACGGGGCUUGGAUGAGCCAGAGAUAAGGACGGUUAGGGCUAGAGAGAGGAUCUCUAGUUAGGGUCUGUAGAGCAGGACUGAGGGUGGAAUUGGGAGGCUGGUGAGUAGGUUGUACACACCUGGGAAUACCUCUGCAAAUCAAGCUUGAGGAUCACUUUGUGAAUUCUGGGAGUGUAACUCAGGGAGCCAGGGAGGUUGUGUCCCAGGGAGAGUGUUGCAAGUCUAAAGAAGCCUGUUUUGCCUUAACAGACACUUCAGCAUCUUUACAGUAAAGCCUUUAUUGACACACUGACAAAAUAUUAUGUGAGUACCAGAAUUCUGAAUACCAAAUUGAAAUAUAAUGGAAAUAUAAGAACAGCAGCCACCGGAGGGAUGCUGUGCUGGGGCUGGAUAGGGCCAGUUGCUCCCCCCUCUGCUCAAUACAGAGAACCAUCACUUUAAAAAGGCACCUCUUUGCUCAGUUAGCCGGGAACUUCAGGGAGAGCCUUCUGAGGCCUUGGUUAGCCCUGAGACCCCUACCUCAAAUCCUGAGUUGGGGCUAUGGAGCAGGCAGAAGAAAUACACCACCGCUACCAUGCAUCAGGCUUUGCUGUUUGAAAAUAGAUACCAAGGGCAGGGGGGCAGGGGGGAUGGAGGUCCUGAAAUUUGUGUCCCAAGUCAGGAUGUGUUGGUGCUGGAUUCAGUAUCUUGAAAUACCCCUGCAACAAGUCUCUUGUGGCACCUCAAAGACUAGGAUGUAGACUUCAGCAAAAGCAUUUGUGGACUAGAACCUCUUUCAUCAGGAUCAAGAAGCAUCAUCCUCUCCACGCAUCAGAUGCACAUUUUCAUAAUCCCCGGAAAUGUUGGGCCAAAAUAAAUGUGUUGGGGUCUGUCAGUUUAAGGUGGCCCAAGUAUCUUGGUGAUCCCUUUUUGCAGUAGGUUACUGCUCCCUGCCCCUCUGAGAGUCAUUUUCUACAAAUGGCUCUUCCUAGGGAGUACAAAGCUACUACAGAGGCUGAGGCGCUAUUCCCCAGGUGCUGCUGGAGUACAACUCCCAUCAUCCUUAUUACAAUGACUGAAGACCAUCAUUGCUUAGAACUCUGGGAGUUGUGGUCCAAAAACAUUUGGGGAUUCAAGGCUGAGAGACCCUCCCUGAUCUGCUGGACGCUGCAAAAAAGAGAGCUUAAAAAAUGCUUUUUGAGAAUAUGCUCGUGCCGCUUCGCCCUUGGCUAGAGAAAAAGAGGCACGUCCCGCCUUCGCUUCCGAGUGAGACGUCAAUCAGGGUUAAGAGCAGCGAGUCCCGCUUCCUAGAGGGACCUAUGACAGGCCCCUCUCAUGUUCCGUCUCUUCCUAGUACACGGAAAAGAGCAGCAGCGUUUUUGAGGAGCGGGGCUGGAUCCGGUCGGUGAGAGCCUUCUGAGAAGAGGAGUCCAGAGAGCACAAGGUGCAAAGGCUUCUAUUGGCUGUAUCGGGGACCUCAUUUGUGCACGGGGGAAAAAUGAAUGUACAAAGUUCAGCCAGUAAAAUAACAGGGGAAGGAGCAGAAAAAGGCCCUCAAGCUAUCCAGUCUGGGAGUGACAAGAAAUUCUGGGAAAGAACCGUGCGAAAGAUCCUGGGAGGAGAUACCACCAGCUUGGAGGUCCGGCGCUGGAGGUUCAGGCGUUUUCGUUACCAUGAGGCCAAAGAGCCCCGGGAGGUUUGCAGACAAGUCCACAACCUUUGCCAUCAGUGGCUGAAGCCAGAAAUGUACACAAAGAAGCAAAUACUAGACCUGAUAAUCCUAGAGCAGUUCCUGACCAUCCUGCCCCCGGAGAUGAAAAGCUGGGUCAGAGAAUGCAGAGCGGAAACCAGUUCCCAGGCAGUGGCCCUGGCAGAAGGGUUCCUCUUGAGCCAGGCAGAGGACAAGAAGCAGAAAGAGCAGCAGGGGAUGAUGGCCAAAGUGAGCACUGAUCUCCCGAAGGCAGAGAAGGUAUCAGAUAUCGGGCAGGGGCCACUUUUCAAGGGGAUCAUGCAGGAGGGUGAUGGAGGUACCACUUUGCUGGGCAGUGAGAGGACCCUGGUGAUUCGUUCAGUGCCUUCUCCUCUGGGUGGCAGAGUGGAACCGGUUGCUGUGCAGGAUAGGGUGGCGUUUGAAGAGGCGACUGUGUGUUUCUCCGAGGAGGAGUGGGCUCUGCUGGAUCCAGAUCAAAGGGCUCUGCACAGGGAAGUCAUGGAGGAGAAUUACUUGAAUCUGGCCUGGCUGGGAAAACGGCCAUUUCCUAAAGGUGACCUCACCUCCAGGCUGAAAGAAGACGACAAUCUAUUUUCCAGUGUCUCCGGGGAGAGUUUGGAAGAUUAUAAGAGGGAGAGUGAGGAAGAGGAUGAAGCACUGAGAAGGAAAACUGAAACAAAACAGAAAAGGACGGAGGAGACCAUUGCUUCUGAAGGGGAGGACUUUCAUGUAAUUCCAGUCCAGGAAGAAUGUUACCAAGGAGAGAAACGGAGUAAGACCUCUCUGUGCAUAAAAAUGUUUGGUACUAAAUCGCACCUUAGCACACAGAGAAUUGACACAGGGGAAAAAUCAUAUAUAUGCUCAAAGUGUGGAAAGAACUUCAGUUGGAAAAAUAUUCACACAGGCAAGAAGCCAUAUGAGUGCUUGGAGUGCAGAAAGAGUUUCAGUCACGGGUCAAGCGUUAAUGAUAAUUCACAAAUCCACACAAGCGGAAAACCAUAUACGUGUUCCGAGUGUGGAAAGAGCUUCUAUCAGAAGAGUAACCUCACGUACCACCAAAGAAUCCACACAGGAGAGAAACCAUACACCUGCAAUGAGUGUGGAAAGAGCUUCAGCCGCAGUGACCACCUUACAUCACAUGAAAGAAUCCACACUGGAGUGAAACCAUACCAGUGUUUGGAGUGUGGAAAGGGCUUCGGUCGGAAGAAGACGCUUUCUUUGCAUCAAAGAGUCCACACAGGAGAAAAACCAUAUACCUGCAAAGAAUGUGGGAAAAGCUUCAGCUAUAGCAAUGGCCUUGCUUAUCAUCAAAAAACUCACAAAGGAGUGAAACCAUAUCAAUGCUUGGAGUGUGGAAAGAGCUUCACCCAGAGCAUAACCCUUAGUCGCCAUCAAAGAACCCACACAGGAGAGAAACCAUAUCAGUGCUUGGAGUGUGGGAAGAGUUUCAGUCAGAAAAGUAAGCUUACUUCGCAUGAAAGAAUCCAUACGGGAGAGAAACCAUAUGAAUGCUUGGAGUGUGGAAAGGGCUUCUGUCAUAUUGAUAACCUUAAAUGCCAUCAAAAAAUCCACACAGAUGAUGUGGAUUCCACAGAGAAGCCAUAUAAAUGUUCAGAGUGUGGAGUGAGUUUCAUUCACAUUAGUCACCUUACUUCCCAUCAAAGAGUCCACACAGGAGAGAAGCCUUAUCAAUGCUUGGAGUGUGGAAAGUGCUUCCCCCGCAGAAAUAGCCUCACUUGCCAUCAAAGAGUCCACACAGGGCAGAAGCCAUUUAUAUGUUGCGAGUGCGGAAAGAGCUUCACUCACAUCAGUAAUCUUACUACCCAUCAAAGAAUCCACACAGGAGAGAAACCAUAUCAAUGCUUGGAGUGUGGAAAGAGCUUCCGCCAAAGGAUAUGCCUUAAUCGCCAUCAAAGACUGCAUACAAGAGCAUCUGCUGAAUCGUAGGAAUAUUUCGAAUGUAGAAAAUGUUUGGGAUGGAGCAUAGAUCUAGGGAUGAGUGAAUGUGGUAACUCUUCCUCAUGGCUUCAGGGAUUUUCUCCUUCCAAACUAAGUGUUGCUUCUUUUCCUUCCUCCUUUAUUUAUAUUCUCUGUCUCAAGCAUCAGAGUAAGCCCCCUCCAUUCACUUCUUCUAAUAAUCCCAGGGAGUUCUGCUGUGGUGUUUUCUCUGCAAAGAAGAUGUACCAUUGCCGUGGAAGAGCUUUACCAUGGGAGAUGCAUCUGUUGUUGAUUCUCACGGUCAUGAUGAAUAAUUCCUCUUCAGAUAUUAUUGGUGAGGAAUCACCAGAGCUGAAAAUCAUGCUUAGAAUAUUGGGGAAGGGGGCAGGAAAGAGGGCUAGCUGGCAGAUUGGCAUUUAAAAAAUAAUUGGUUUGUGUAAAUUAUGAUUUCCAUUGUUUAAUUGAAUGCAAUAAAACAUUAAGAAAAA